AUGACAGAUAAACUUUAAACAAUAGUAAACCGAGAAGAACAGUUAGUAAACACAGAUAAUAGAGCUGAAUUUUCUUUAGGAAAAUUUACACCAAUUGAACUAGCAUGGGAUAAACUUAUAAUAAAUGCCACCAUCAAAGUCGGAAAGACUACAACAGAGAAAUGCUUACUUAACAAUCUUAAAGGUGUGAUGAAACCUGCUCAUUUCACUGCUAUUUUAGGACCAUCAGGAUCAGGAAAAACUACUUUAUUAAACUUUUUGUCAGGUCGUUUAAUAUCUGACAAUCUAAAAAUAUCAGGAGAACUAUCCUUAAAUGGAAAGAGAAUUAAUGACAUUGACAAAUUUAAUGAUCAGAUGGCCUAUGUCAUGCAAGAUGAUAUAUUAUUAGCCACCUUCUCACCUAGAGAGGCCUUUUAUUUCUCAGCCAAUAUGAGACUGACAAUAAGUGCAGAGGAAAAAGCUUAAAGAGUAGAAGCUUUGAUUAGAGAAUUGGGAAUCACCAAAUGUGCAGACACCAGAGUAGGCAAUACAUAGAUCAGAGGAGUAUCAGGAGGUGAAAGAAAGAGGGCAAGUAUAGGAGUUGAAUUAUUAACAAAUCCAAGUCUCAUCUUUUUAGAUGAGCCUACCACUGGUUUGGAUUCCUCGACUGCCUUAUAAGUUAUUGAUCUACUCAAGAGAUUGGCCAAAAAUGGACGUACAAUAGUAAGUACCAUCCAUCAACCUUCAUCUGAAAUCUUUAAUAAUUUUGAUAGACUUAUGCUUUUGGUUAGAGGAAACAUUAUCUACCAAGGAGAUGCUGAAUAAGCUAUUGACUAUUUUGCUACCAUGGGAUAUCAAUGUCCUAACUUCUCUAAUCCCUCAGAUUACUUUAUGAAAUUGAUGAAUGAGGAAGGACUACUAGUCGAAAAGAUACAAGCAGGAGAGUCUGAUGAUUUCGAUGAGGCUUAAAUCAAAGCUGAAUUUGAAUAGAGAUUAGAAGGAUUCAUUCAAAAUUACAAGACUUCAAACAUGAUUAAGGAACUAGGAAACUCAUGA
Molecule: messenger RNA, 1035 nt
Organism: Paramecium tetraurelia
Lineage: Eukaryota; Ciliophora; Oligohymenophorea; Peniculida; Parameciidae
Exons: 4
Molecular function (GO): ABC-type transporter activity; ATP hydrolysis activity; ATP binding
Source: RefSeq, a predicted model, not a curated record